AUGCAGUGGAGGAUUGCGUGUCUCUGCAGAACUUCAUGUCUGUUGUUAUGUAUUUUCACUUUGUCAAAGGCUCUUUUCGCCUCCAGUGCGAGGCCGCGGAAGCGUUAUGGAGCCGCUGUCCUCUCCGUGCCCUCCCUCGACGCACCGCUGGAGCGACCCCAGCUAGCGGCCGCCAGUAAAGGGCCCGAAUUUUCUUUUGCAGAAACCCAAAAUGGUUUUCAUUCCUUCUUAAACGUCCGGGAUAGUGAAAGGGGGUCCCUGGAGGAGCUACAGGGGGCCCAAGACCCAGACAUCCGGGACAGAGCUGGCACCGGCAGCUCCCCACCGCAAGACCGCCAGCCGCCGCACGGCAGAAGGCGCUCGAGGCUGCGGCGGGUCUUCGAAAACGUGCGCAAGAAGACUGCAGAAAAAAUGCGGAGGCUCUGGCGAGGAAUCCGGAGAGGCGCCGCAAGGCUGAAGGCGGGGGCGCGGCGAGCGGCGCGAGCCAUCUUCAAGCGACUGCCAGUACUUCGGAGGCGAAAGUGGGUCCCAAAAGCCGAGCCAGAAGCCCCGCAGCCCUCGCUGACUGCUCCCGCAGGGCUAGCGGGGCUGGGCGUGGCUGCUGCUGCAGCAGUUCCCGCCGCAGCAGGCGCAGCAACUGCAGCAGAAGAAGCAGCAGGCGAGCCCCCUGCGCCCGAAGCGGAGCCCCCUGCAGAGCCCCCUGCAGAGUUGCCCCCUGAGAAAGAGCCUGAAGAGGAGCAAAGAGAGGCAGAGCCGCAGACAGAGACGACCCAGCCCAGCACCCCCGAAGCCGACGAAUUCGUCGAGGCCCUGACCCCCGAGGAGCACCAAAGCGUCUACCCGCCUUCGCAGCCCGCAAGGGAAGAAGACGCAGCUGCUGCUGUUCCCGCGGAGGCCCCGCCGGCGGGCCCGCCUGCUGCACCGGCAGCCGCUGCUGCUGCAGCAGCUGCAGCAGCAGCAGCAGCAGCAGCGCCAGCGGGGGCCCCUGCGGAGCCAGUGCCCGAGGACUGCGCGGAGUUUUUGCUGCAGUUCAGCGACAACCUGAAGUGGGUCAACGAGGGCGCCCCCGAGUUCUGCGCGCUGUGGAGCUUGUUUGCCCGGGAGCCCAACAUCUCGCGCGGCGGCACUAUGGAGCCUCGGGCUUUCGAAGUUUCGAAGUUAAUCGCACAAGCCAAAAAACUGGACCCCGCAGACAACAGCUUCACCGCGGCCAAGCUGCGAGUGACCCUGGAGCUGGCCCAGGCGGAGGACGGCGUGGCCCGCGCGGGCAAGUACACCGACGACUUCUGCUGGUUCACCAGGCAGGAGAGCAUCAUGAAAAGACUGAACGCGGAAGAGAAGGAGGCGGCCGAGGAGGUCGUUAAGAACUACAUGGGUUUCCUGCGCAACCCCUGCAGAGUGUUUGACCGCCUCAUGCGCCACAUGGAUAUGGCUGAAGUCGACGCCAACGUCUGCGUGGAAAAGGCCGAAGCGGAAAUCAAGGUGAGGGAAAUUUUGAAAGAGGUCUUGAUGGCGCAGAAAAACAGAGUCGCCGAGGCUAUGCAAACGCUCAAUCUCACGCCUCGCGAGAGGCAAGUCGGGAGCGAUGUGAUGGAAGAACUGCAGCUGCUCAGCGGCAGAGAAUCUUGCUCCAUGGAGGUUCUUUACAUAACGAAGGAACACGCCAAAAGUGUCAAAAAGUUCAUAGUUGACUACAAGGGAAGUGGACACCGCUGGUGGAAAAUGCAGUGGCCGGGAAAGAUUGCGGGCAUCCUGCCUUCCUCCAGGGGGUCCAAAGUUGUGCCGCUUCAGGUCGCCAAAGAAUGCAGAGCCUAUGAGGGCACCAAGCAGCCCAGUGACCCUAGUGAGGUUACGGAGCUCCUUGAAUGGUUCUGGGAAGUGGCAUUUCUAAGACAUGAAGCGGGUGAACAAUAA
This is a messenger RNA of Eimeria necatrix, 1914 nucleotides long. RefSeq lists its product as hypothetical. The record is from RefSeq and is a predicted model, not a curated record. The coding region runs from base 1 to 1914 and encodes 637 amino acids. The transcript has a single exon. Lineage: Eukaryota; Apicomplexa; Conoidasida; Eucoccidiorida; Eimeriidae.